Odontomachus brunneus is the source of this 3547-nucleotide messenger RNA. RefSeq names its product GATOR complex protein WDR59 (gene Wdr59). The transcript is spliced from 19 exons. Gene Ontology annotation, molecular function: protein binding. The record is from RefSeq and is a predicted model, not a curated record. Bases 552 to 3452 code for a protein of 966 amino acids. NCBI's taxonomy places the organism in Eukaryota, Metazoa, Arthropoda, Insecta, Hymenoptera, Formicidae.
GUCUCGAUCUCUCUCCGUCUCGCUCGCUCGGUAAAGGGAGGAUGCACGCGCGAGCUCAUAGCCAAUCGCGUUACGUCAGAUGCAUGCUCUGUGUGUAAGUGACGCGCUGCAGCACACGCGCAUGCGCAGUUGUAAGCGGGAUUUUCGUCGUCUGAAAGAAGAGGAAGAUCAAGCAUAUUUUUCUCUCAAAUAAACUAUUUACGAUUUCGUAUUUGAGGUAAGGCUGAUGUGUGCUCCGAUUUCAAUGACAGCUUACGCUUAUUCUUCUUUUUCUCAUAUGUGCUCACAGGUUUCCAGAAUAGCAAAGAAAUCGAACAUUGAUGAGCGCGCCAUCUCUAGGUUCCCGCGCGAGUUAGAGCUAGGUAGUUAGGGACUUGACCUAAAGAUGGCGCGCUCAUACACAUCUGUGCUCUAAACGAAAAAUCUCGAAGCACUUCAGUUUAUAUGUGUGAUUUGUCGUGUCGUGUACGUUUGACAGAAUCUUAACCUCGUGCUCAGUGCAGAAUUGACACAGAAUGCUAACAGGAAUGGUCGGUGUUCAUUGUUGAGAGAUGUCCAAACGUUGGAACAGCGACUAUGUGGUCACGGCGGAGCAUCGUGAUUUACAGGCUAGCACCAUGGCUGUGGACGCGACCGGCAAUUAUGUUUUAUUAGCCGGACGUAGGUACUUUGCAGUCAAAUGUUUGGACGAGGAUAUGAAUACAUUGAAGAAAUUUCAACGGCAAAGCAAGUACGAAGUUGGCUCCGCAGAAUGGAAUCCAUGCGAUCUGAAUAGCCACUUGUGUGCAAUAUCUAGCAAUUCACGAGUUGAGAUAUUAAGUUUCACCGGUGCAGGAGGAUAUGAAUUACAAACUACACAGAGUUUAAAGGCACACACACGUGUCAUUAGUGAUCUAAAUUGGCAUCCUAAAGAACCUGACCUUAUUGCUUCUUGCAGCAUAGACACAUUCAUACAUAUCUGGGACAUACGAGAUCAGAGAAAGCCAUGUUUGUCUUUGUCUGCAGUUGCUGGAUCAUCUCAAGUGCGUUGGAACGCUUUAUCUCCACAUACCUUGGCUACAGCGCAUGACGGUGAUGUGAAGAUAUGGGACCAGCGGAAAGGAAAUAGUCCUGUGCAGUAUAUCACAGCUCAUUUAACAAAGAUACAUGGUUUAGACUGGUGUCCCUUUCAACACAAUCAGUUGGCGACGUCAAGCCAAGACUGUACCGUCAAAAUCUUCGACAUAGCCAAUCCGCGCAGAGCCGAGGGUAUCUUGACAACAAAUUCCCCUGUGUGGAGAGCGAGAUACACGCCUUUUGGGGAUGCUCUAGUGACCAUAGUAGUGCCACAAUUACGACGAGGAGAGAACAGUUUGUUGCUGUGGAACAUGUCGAAUCUCAGUGCCCCGAUAUAUACGUUUGCGGGGCACACGGAUGUCGUGCUUGAAUUUCAAUGGCGACAUCCGAGACUAGAAAACAACGACUUUGAACUCAUCACAUGGUCCAAGGAUCAAUGUCUGAGGAUAUUUAAGAUUGAUCCUUUCUUAAAAAAGUUGUGCGGGAAUGGAAUUGACGACAACAUAUCGGUUUACUCUCAGUAUUCCGAAGAGAAUAAUUUAAGGACUCUACAAUCCACUCAAGAACUGCAGCUUAACGGUUCGCAGAGCGCGCCCGAGAUCAACUACAUAACGACGAAGGUGGACGAGCCUGUACCGCACUCGGAAACAAUUAACCUUCCGGACAAUUCCAAAGAAGUCUCGUCGCCCACUCAGCCAAAGAGUUUGCAGCAAGAGUUCUCUUUGAUAAAUAUGAACAUACCAAAUAUAGAGGUGAACGCGAUGGACGCGACGGAGAGGAGUUGCACAAUUACCGCGUGUACAAAGAACUACAAUGUGAUAUUAAAAGUGAACUUCCCGGUGAACUAUCCGUAUAGCGCUCAGCCAACUUUCCAAUUCUGUCCUGGAACGUCCAUCGACAAUGCGACCAUGACGAAACUGCUGAAGGUCCUCACGCAAACCGCUCAACAGCGCGUCAGGAAAAACCGAUCGUGUUUGGAGCCGUGUCUCAGGCAGCUGAUCAUAACUCUGGAGCAAACAUGUAAGAAUGACGAGGAUGAGAGUCGGCUGGCGUAUCACAUACAGGACAACGCGAACUUUCUUAGCUCGACCAAUAUCUGCUCGAAUUAUCAGGACUCCUAUAUACCGUUCCCCAGGACGUCCGGCGCCAAGUUUUGUUGCGUAGGUAUACUCGUUUGUUUCGGCCGUCCUUCGUACGCGAAGAGAUCGUCCAACAUUUUGAAAGCAGGAGGCACUACGCCCAGAGCGUUGUCCGCUUUAGGAGGUGGCAUUAGCAAUGGCGAACCUUUCAUGCACAUGUACCGAAACUCUUAUGUAUCGAGCAACGACAACAUGUCCAUCAGCUCGUACUAUUUCCAAGACCGUCAAAAAGGUAUGCGACGAGGAUUGCACGGCGCGAGCAGGAUGCACGAUAGGUCCGAUUACAAAAAUUAUCACCCAAUGGUCACGAUAUACGACGCCUCGUCCUUAUUUUUCGUUAACAAGGAGCUCGCUGAGAAAUACAUAAUCAAUAUCACGGAUAUCCCGGCUAUGUGUCAGUAUAACGCGAAUGUGGCUGCCUCGUUGGAACGAUCCGACUUGGUUCAAGCUUGGUAUCUCGCCGCCCUAGUCAUUUCGCAGCCGAUCUCAAACAUCGGACAGAACUCGUGCCAAGUUCCCAAUAUCGACGCUCCGUGGCCUCUGCAUCCGUUCGGCCAGAACGUCAUUCAUUCAUUAAUACAACAUUACGCCAAUCAAUCGGACAUUCAAAUGGCAGGCAUGUUGAGCUGCGCGUUUAGCUACAGAUCCGAGAACACAGACGCCGCGCAAACCCGGCUGAUCAGCAAAUCCGUAAACGUUAGUCCUGGCGGUUCGCCUUAUCACACUAUACAUCUGGUGAACUCUACUCUGGAAGGUUGGAAUUUCCAGAACCUGAAGCAGCAUCGCUCCAACUCGUGGUCGGAGUCGCUGGACGAUUUGAAAGUUAUCCAGGACACGUUUGGAGACUCUGCGAAGAACAUCAAAUUGCUCGAUGAGAAAUACACGGCACUGUACGACGGCUACAAGAAGGCGUACGCCGAGGUGUUACACAGGUGGCGGUUGUUGGACGCCCGAGCGCAAGUGUUGAAGCACCUGAGCGCGCCGCCUUUCGACACGCACAAGGGCGUCGAGUUGCAGUGCCAGUGUCAGAUCUGCGACAAGAUUAGUCGUGGUCCGCAAUGCGCGAACUGCAAGCGGCUGAGCUUCCAAUGCGUUAUAUGUCACAUCGCGGUUAGAGGUCUGAGUAACUUCUGUAUGCUCUGCGGCCACGGUGGGCACACUCAGCACUUGGCCGCGUGGUUCAGCAACGAGAUGCUAUGCCCGACUGGUUGCGGUUGUUAUUGUCUGCAGGGGAGUUCGGUAUUGUUUAAGAUAUAAGUAAUGUAGGUGAAAUAAUUGUAUAUAGUAGUGAUGCACACAUGUGAUCGCGUUGUUACUGUGAGAGAGAAGAAUAAAUUUCUGAUUCUUCUUUA